Molecule: messenger RNA, 785 nt
Organism: Papaver somniferum (opium poppy)
Lineage: Eukaryota; Viridiplantae; Streptophyta; Magnoliopsida; Ranunculales; Papaveraceae
Product: probable S-adenosylmethionine-dependent methyltransferase At5g38780
Exons: 2
Biological process (GO): methylation
Molecular function (GO): S-adenosylmethionine-dependent methyltransferase activity
Source: RefSeq, a predicted model, not a curated record
UUCCAAGUAUAUUUUAAUGAUAAAGCAUCCAAUGAUUUUAACACUCUAUUUGCAUCGAUUCCUUUAAAAAAACGUUACUUUGCAGCAGGUGUACCGGGUUCAUUUCACGGACGUUUUUUCCCUCGAGCUUCCCUUCACUUUGUUAAUUCGUCUACUGCACUUCAUUGGAUUUCUAGAGUUCCUAAAGAAGCUGGCGAUAUCAAUUCCUCAAAAUGGAAUAAAGGCAGGAUACAUUAUACUAAUGCUUCAAAUAAAGUCCUGCAAGCUUAUUCAGCUCAAUAUGUGAGGGACAUGGAAGCAUUUCUUCUUGCUCGCGGAAACGAGAUUGUCUGUGAUGGAUUGAUGUUUAUUUUGGUUCCAGCUAUCCCAGAUGAAACAUUAGCUUCUGCAACAAGUAUUGGUGUACUUUUGGAUGUUUUGGGAUCUUGUCUCAUGGAAAUGGCGAACAUGGAAAUUUUGGAUGAAGCUAAAGUGGAUUUCUUCAAUUUGCCAGUGUACUUAACAUCACCUAAACAAGUGAAAGAAUUGGUAGAGAAAACCUAUAGAAAGAUGGGAGAGAUUAGGGACGGUGUUUCCGCCAGAAACUGGUGCGCAAAUACUUAGUAACCAUAUAAGAGCUGCAAGUGAAGAAGUCAUCAAACAACACUUUGGGCUCAGCCAUAAUGAUUUAGACAAAUUGUUUGAUCUUCACUCCAAAAGACUUAUUGAUCCUCUCUCAGUCUGUACUAAUUCAGAAGAGAAGUAUUUUCAAAUGUUUCUUGUUCUCAAACGCAAUAGCGUUAGUA